Molecule: messenger RNA, 1577 nt
Organism: Rubroshorea leprosula
Lineage: Eukaryota; Viridiplantae; Streptophyta; Magnoliopsida; Malvales; Dipterocarpaceae
Source: the annotation of a GenBank genome assembly
CGGACGGAAAAGCCAAGCAUUACUUUUUCUGGUUAGCAGUCAGCACUUCCAGCCCCUGACUUCAUCAAAGAAUUUAUGAAAUAGUCGGAACCACCGGAUCCCCCGAACGGAUUCGUAAUCCACUAAUCGAUCGGAAAAACAGCAGCGGCAGGAGCAACAAGAGAGUAGCAGAAUGGGAAUUCUGUUUACUCGGAUGUUUUCUUCUCUAUUCGGCAACAAAGAAGCUCGAAUCCUUGUUCUCGGCCUAGACAAUGCCGGAAAAACCACCAUUCUCUAUCGGCUUCAGAUGGGUGAGGUAGUCUCUACAAUUCCGACAAUUGGGUUCAAUGUGGAAACAGUACAAUACAACAACAUUAAGUUCCAGGUGUGGGAUUUGGGCGGUCAGACAAGCAUCAGGUAACCCCUUUAGAAUCAUUUUUGGAUUUAUGUAUAUUAUUGUACGUGUUAGAACUGUGCUCUUGCUUUGGUGAUUAUGGAUAGAAGUUUGUGUUUCUCCAAUGAGCUUCCCUCAAAUGUAGAGAAGAAUGACACUUCUUCUUUUUCCCUUUCCACAUGGGGUGGCUGGAUUUUCUUAUUUGGUAUUGGAGAUCAUUAAUUUUCCCCCUUGCACACCCAUUGGCUACCUUUUCUAGCUAGUUGGUGCAUUGUAUACCUUUCUAGCUUGUUGGCGCAAUGUGUACCUUUUCAUUGAUUAUUUCUAUGUAUGGUGUAUAAUAGACAACCUAAUUGGCCUUUGCCUGUUGAUCCUGCCUUUGCCUUUUUCCUUUUUCGGCAAUAUUUUUAUAUUUGUUUACAGGCCGUACUGGAGAUGCUAUUUUCCAAAUACUCAGGCAGUAAUUUAUGUUGUUGAUUCAAGUGACACUGACAGAAUUGGAAUAGCAAAAGAGGAAUUUCAUGCCAUUUUGGAGGAGGACGAAUUGAAAGGUGCAAUAGCCCUAAUUUUUGCAAACAAGCAGGAUCUCCCUGGUGCACUAGAUGAUGCUGCUGUGACUGAGGCUUUGGAAUUGCACAAAAUAAAAAACCGCCAAUGGGCCAUUUUUAAAACCUGUGCCAUAAAGGGUGAAGGACUCUUUGAGGGCUUGGACUGGUUGAGUAACACUCUCAAGGCAGGAGGUGGCUAAUUUCGUCAGUGGAAAUUUCAAGCUCGCUCACUCACUCACAUAUCUAAUUCACCACUAAUCAGUGGUACCACUACCGCCAAUUGACUUUUUACAUCAGGCAUGAAAUUUACCUCUUCCUUCUCAUUUUCUUACCAUCUUCUUUAUCGGGGUUGUGGUUGUCGAAUUCAAAUUCAUCAGAAUUUUGGGGGUGUAAGAGGAUGCCUAGCUACCUAGUUAAUGUUUUCAAUGGUACAAUUUUACAAGACAGAAAGGGAGCAACGAAUGAUUGUUCUUGACCUCUUUUUCUUUCUGCUUUUGUUGGCUGCAUUCAUAGCUUUGUUGUGAUGAUGAACUCCCAUAUGUGGAGCUUUUUCUCUGUAUUGGGUCAUUACCUGUUCCUUGUCAGAUAACAAAUUCAGUUUCUCAUUAUGGAUCAUGAACUUUUUAUUUGGCCUGAACUAAAAAAAUUCUUAAUUU